This is a messenger RNA of Drosophila mauritiana, 1123 nucleotides long. Its product is annotated as kynurenine formamidase. Gene Ontology annotation, molecular function: arylformamidase activity. The transcript is spliced from 2 exons. Lineage: Eukaryota; Metazoa; Arthropoda; Insecta; Diptera; Drosophilidae. The record is from RefSeq and is a predicted model, not a curated record. The coding region runs from base 185 to 1087 and encodes 300 amino acids.
AACGGUUCUGCUCAACUUUGGCAAUCCGGUUAGACUUGAAUUGCUUCAAGCUAAGCUCUAAUAUUGCAUUACAAUACACCGCAAAGCGCAGUAAUAACAAUUAGGCCACUCAGCCUAAGCACUUGCUACUUUGCCUUUCUAAUCUGUGUUUGAAGUCCCAGUGACUUACUGCCUCUUAUCUGGAAUGUACAAUCCGAGGUGCAAAGACCUUGACCGGGACUAUUUUCCCAGCUAUCAUACGACCAGGUUUCAGGACCAGCCGGAACCGAAUUUGGCUGUGCUGGAGCACUUUGUUCGGGUGACCAAGCAGCAUGGCAGGGAACUGACCGAGAAGCAGGGUAUCUCUGUGGACCACUUGCGCUACGGAGAAGGUCGUCAGUUGGUGGAUGUGUUCUACAACGAAAAGACCACCAACCAGGCGCCGCUGUUCGUCUUCGUGCACGGCGGCUACUGGCAGGAGAUGGACAUGAGCAUGUCCUGCUCGAUUGUGGGUCCCCUGGUGCGGCGUGGAUACCGAGUGGCCGUCAUGGACUACAACCUGUGCCCGCAGGUCACGCUCGAGGAGCUGAUGACCCAGUUCACCCAUUUCCUCAACUGGAUCUUUGACUACACCGAAAUGACCAAAGUGUCGGCGGUCACCUUCGCCGGACACUCGGCCGGUGCCCACUUGCUGGCCCAGAUACUCAUGCGCCAAAAUGUGAUUACAGCCCAGCGGAGCAAGAUGGUGUGGGCUUUGGUCUUCCUCUGCGGCGUUUACGAUCUGAGGGAGCUCGCCAACCUAGAAUCGGUGAAUCCCAAAAAUAUUCUGGGCCUCAACGAGCGGAAUAUCGAGUCCGUGUCGCCCAUGCUGUGGGAAUAUACCGAUGUGACCGUUUGGAACUCCACCAAGAUCUACGUGGUGGCCGCCGAGCAUGACAGCCCCACCUUCAUCGAGCAAAGUCGCCACUACGCUGAUGUGCUGAGAAAGAAGGGCUACAAGGCGAGCUUCUCGCUCUUCAAAGGAUACGACCACUUCGACAUCAUCGAGGAGACGGCCAUCGACGAUUCAGAUGUAUCCCGCUUUCUGCGCAACAUUGAAAUUGAAUAAACUAGGCGCAGAUUCGCUUUGCGUCAUCGUUUCUCA